GUAGCGUUUCUUCCUCAUCCAUGCAUGAUCAUCGUGCUCGGUUCAACCGGGCCGAGAGAAGGUUUCACGCCGGCGAACUACUUCUCACAGCCGCCUCCGCCGUCUUGCCUCACCCAGAAGGAAGAGCUCGCCGUCAUGGUCGUCGCACUUAGGAACACUGUAUCCGGAACCACCAAUUCAGCUUGCGCUCACGAAUUGCUCCGAUUCCCAUUCAAUCUAGCAGCGUCGGUGCCGGUUUCGGAGCAGCUCCUAUCCGUGAGAUUGCUGGAAGCUGGAGUUCAAUCAAAUGGCGGGAUCGGAAAAGGCGAA
Molecule: messenger RNA, 309 nt
Organism: Linum tenue
Lineage: Eukaryota; Viridiplantae; Streptophyta; Magnoliopsida; Malpighiales; Linaceae
Source: the annotation of a GenBank genome assembly